AUGUCUUCACCUUUUCCUGCAUUUCCGAUCUGUCAGAUCACAUUUCCUUCCAGCCCACUCAUCAAUGCGGCAUUGGCUUAUUCCAAGGAGCACACCGAUGCAUGCACCGUCAACCACACUCUGCGCUCGGCGGCCUUCUCGCUGCUUCUGAUGCGCAAGUUGCCGCCGUUCGCAGCAGUCGACGACAUUGACGUUGAGGCUGUCGUGCUAGCGAACAUUCUCCACGAUCUCGGCUGGGCAACUACCAAGUCUUUGUUGUCCCCGGACAAGCGUUUCGAGAUCGACGGGGCCAAUCUUGCGCGGGAUCUUCUCAAGUCAGCAGCCGGCGAGAACAGCGCGGGAUGGGACAAACACCGCGUGCAACUGAUAUGGGAUGCCAUUGCAUUGCACACCACGCCUUCUAUUGCUCAACACAAAGAGCCGGAAGUGUCCGCUGUUUCACUGGGCAUCUUUGCUGAUUUCGUUGGGCCAAACAUACCGAUCCCCGGAAACCCGAUCUCGGUCGACGAGUACAAGGAGAUUGUCACUGCGUUUCCUCGCCUCGGAUUCAAAGAUCACCUCGUCGAGAUCAUGUGUGGCCUGUGCCGUGAGAAGCCGGACACGACAUUUGACAAUUUUGUAUCCGACUUUGGCAAGUCGUUCGGCCUCGAUGGCAAAGGUACGGGCAAGGAAGACUUCAAGAAGCUGUGUGAGGAAAAGAGUCUUUCGAACAUGCUCAUGGGUGGUCUGGAGGCUUGUGAACAAUGGGAGAGCUAG
This is a messenger RNA of Exophiala spinifera, 756 nucleotides long. RefSeq lists its product as uncharacterized. The transcript has a single exon. Lineage: Eukaryota; Fungi; Ascomycota; Eurotiomycetes; Chaetothyriales; Herpotrichiellaceae. The record is from RefSeq and is a predicted model, not a curated record. The coding region runs from base 1 to 756 and encodes 251 amino acids.